GGACCCUCUAUUUCUGUUCGCAAGCGAUACUCUGACUUUUGUGAUCUUCGCGAAGAACUUGUAAAACGAUACCCACGACUCAAGACAAGUAUACCCAAGCUACCUCCUAAAAAGGUCGUAGGCAAGUUCACACCGGCAUUCGUUGAACAACGACGCCGUGACCUGGAAUAUUUCUUUAAAUAUGUAGUUUUGCACCCAACCUUGGGCUCCAGUGCCACUGUCACUCACUGGAUAGCGCCUUAA
This is a messenger RNA of Zychaea mexicana, 243 nucleotides long. RefSeq names its product PX domain-containing protein. Gene Ontology annotation, molecular function: phosphatidylinositol binding. The transcript has 2 exons. Lineage: Eukaryota; Fungi; Mucoromycota; Mucoromycetes; Mucorales; Lichtheimiaceae. The record is from RefSeq and is a predicted model, not a curated record. Gene Ontology annotation, biological process: retrograde transport, endosome to Golgi. The annotation marks the transcript as partial.